UAACUUCUAUAUUGAAAAAAUUUCUCUGCAACUACUUUGAAGGGUGCUGGAUUUUUGUAGUCUUUUCGACGUUGUUAAGGAGUGUGUGGAUGGCUUAUAAGUUUCUAGUGGGUUGCUUUAAGUUUUAAUUAUUCAGUAUAGGUUGAGUCCUGGUGAAGAUUCAGACAGAAUGAGCUUUUUCAAUACAUGAAUUCUAACAUUUGCUUAUCUGUUUAGGGAGUUUUUAAUUUUUAUUUUUCUCUGUGCUUGGAUUAUGGCAAAGCACUUCCUGUUUUAUGUCGUUGAUUGGUUCGAAUUUGUUAUAUGUUUAACGUAUGAGACAGCAAGUCAACUAUUCUUUAAUUUAUUAAAUUGAAUUGAGGACUCUCAUUACUUCUAACCUGUCAAAGGGAAUGCUGUCCCUCUCCUGCUAAAUAAAUACUUUUGUUGUCUGUUCUACUUUUCCUAACGGGCUUUUAGGAUUCUAAGUUUUUUUAAGUUAGUUUUGAAAUUUUUAUGAAUGUUUUCACCUGCAAGUGGGAAAAUUACUCGAUUCAAUGAUUUUCAUCUCUUCUCAAUGGCUUCCUUUGAUUGCUGAAAUUUUGGAUUUUUGAUGUUUGAUGGUUGCAGGUCUAGUAGUUUGAGUUCAAUUCUCAUUUUCUGGGACUGGAACCUAAUCUUGUACAAUGCCCAUAUCACAAGAAACAUCCAAUUUUGAUGAGAUUUCUAUGAAGCAGAGUUUGAUUUUCUCUGAUUGUCUCAAGGAUUUAAAGAACCUGAGGGCACAGUUAUACUCAGCAGCAGAAUAUUUUGAACUCUCUUACACGAAUGACGACCAAAAACAGAUAGUGGUAGAAACGUUGAAAGAUUAUGCUGUUAAAGCUCUUGUGAAUACUGUGGAUCACUUAGGUUCUGUUACUUUUAAGGUUAAUGAUCUUUUGGAUGAAAAGGUGGAUGAAGUAUCUGGAACAGAGUUUAGGGUGUCAUGCAUUGAACAGAGGCUAAGAACGUGCCAAGAUUAUAUCGAUCAUGAAGGGCAUUCCCAACAAUCCCUGGUGAUAAAUACACCAAAGUAUCACAAGCGCUACAUAUUACCAGUUGGGGAGACCAUGCAUGGGGGUACCCAAACUAAAUCCAAGUACCAAGGAUGCAACCUAGAUGAUGAAGAUGAGUGGCACCAAUUUAGAAAUGCUGUCCGAGCAACUAUUAGGGAAACACCACCAUCAAUUAUCAGUAAAGAAAAUUCUCCCGUGCCUUCUCAACGACCAUCCCCAUCCCCGCAACCUAGAACGUUCUCGUUCACGUCUACCAUGCCCAAGAAGGAAUUAGAUAAGCGGUCGGUUUCACCACACCGGUUUCCACUUUUGCGUUCUGGUUCACUCUCGAGUAGGCCAAAGACACAAAGCUCAAGCCGAUCAACUACUCCCCACUCAAGUAGGCCAACCACUCCAAGUAAUUCCAAUGGCCAACGACGGUAUCCUUCAGAACCUCGGAAAUCAGCAUCGAUGCGAAUACCAGCAGAAAGGGAUAACAGCAAGGAUGUUGAACAAUAUCCUAGCAAAAGCAAGCGCCUUUUAAAGGCCCUGCUUAGCCGACGCAAGUCGAAGAAAGACGAUAUGUUGUACACUUACUUGGAUGAAUACUAGUACAAGAGUUUCAGGAAAGCAAUGAACAACGGAGGAAUCAGCUGGUGAUUGAGGGCUUCACUCAAAUUCAAUUCUUUAGAGAUACCACUUUGUACUGAAACCAUUUCUUUGUUAUUAUUAUUAUAAAUUCCAUAUAGCAGUUUUCCUUCAUCCCAUGCUGAAACCACUUUGUUAUUAUUAUUAUAAUUUUUUACAUCAAAUUAUAGUUACAUAAGCGAUAUCAUCAUGUGGGCAUGAAACAUCGCUGAUUUUUAAAGUA
Molecule: messenger RNA, 1884 nt
Organism: Benincasa hispida (wax gourd)
Lineage: Eukaryota; Viridiplantae; Streptophyta; Magnoliopsida; Cucurbitales; Cucurbitaceae
Gene: ABIL3
Product: ABL interactor-like protein 3
Source: RefSeq, a predicted model, not a curated record